Molecule: messenger RNA, 1301 nt
Organism: Larimichthys crocea (large yellow croaker)
Lineage: Eukaryota; Metazoa; Chordata; Actinopteri; Sciaenidae
Exons: 2
Coding region: 139-1077 (312 amino acids)
Source: RefSeq, a predicted model, not a curated record
UUGACGUCAUGAUCACAUUGUGACUGUAUUUGUAAUGUCCAGGCACAGCAGCCUCUCAGACAUAUAAGGUAAGCACUGCUGGGCAGGUUAAACUUUUUUGCAGAGGUUGAUAAUAUCUGACGACAAACUUACAUCAAGAUGGGGAACAUGCAUUGCCCUGCUGAGGAUGCAUCCCACCUGGCUUCUCUUGCUCGAGACGUCUGCCCUUUCCCAAACUACAACCCCAAUCCUCUCUUUGUCAAUAUGCUGUCUCCCAACUCUUCUCUUCACCUGAGGAAACACUAUAUGGAGGUGCAGUCCUCCCUGACCCCCAUGCAGCUAGAGGACUUCACCCAGGGCCUGAGGAGAACUUUUGGCAAGGAGGGCAAGGUCACUCUUGGCGGAGUGGGGGUAGUGGCUCUGUCCCUGGCUGUGCUGUUUGACACACUUGCUAAACAGGCAAAAGGAGAAUGCUUGUCAGACUCAGGGCCCAUUCCAGGUUUAUUCAUCAAAAACCAGAGAGGGUACUACCCUCCACAUGUCUACACAAUCAGUGAGUACCUGAGGCUGGUACCCCAUAUUGCAAACAACCCCACAAUGAUGAGAGAGGAGACAGAGAGGUACUUCAAACAGUUAGGACUUGAUGACCAGUCUUUGGCCAAACUGGGAGAAAACCAUACAGUACCAUUAGAAGAAGACACAACAACCAUAAAUCUGAUGCUGGGACAGUUUUUUUUGGGCCAUCUGAAUCUUCACCUCGUCCGCAUUAAAAACGGUACAAGUAAUGAGUUGAUCCAAGUUGAGUCAAGACCAAUUGUGAAUCCGAUCAUUAAUUUGAACUGUAACCGAGAGAUAGCUGAGAAAGAUUUUCUAGCUGUAGUACAAAAAUCUGACAGCUACACCCAAGAAGCUUUUAAAAGAUGCACAAAUGAAGGUGAUAUGAGCAUGACAUGGCUGUACUUUGUUGCCAAGUUAGAAUUUGUAGAUGUCAUGUUCCUCCCCCUAACUUCAAUUGGUAAUAUUACUGCCGAUUCAAUGAUUGCUCAAAGAGAAGAUUUUGCCCUGAAGGCUGAUGCACUUGGAAAAUGGGACAAGUAAUUCACUGGCCAGUUUUCCACAUACAAAAUCAAGAUCAGAUAUAUUAAGGGCAACAUGAAACUAGAAACACAUAAAACUGGACAUGGGUGUGAUCAGUAUUUUAUGAUGUGUUUUUUUUUUAGGCCAUUUUGUGUUUAGAACUUUUGUUAAUAAUUGCCACUUUGAUGAAUUUGUAUGUUCUGAGUCACAGUGUUGCUCCAGCUACUAUCUCAGUGUCAUGUGUU